UCGGGCUGGGGACCGCGCGGAGUGGUCAGGCCAGGGGUAGCUCCUGGUUCAGUACCGCAGGCAGGAGACCCAGGAAGAGUAGGGGAGCCCCUUAGGCCCCCACGGAGCCUUUUUUCCAGGCUGGGAUUCGAACUAACAGUAAGCAUUCUAGUGUUUAUUACUGAACUAUAUCCCCAGGCCUGUUUUAUCUUUAAAUGAAACAAGAGGAGUCACCGAAAUUCAACCAAAGGUACCUAGACGGCCAAGACUAAUCCUAGAGAAAGCACUGCCAAUAAGGUCCUGGUGGUGAUGUGGACCAAGAGCGAGGUGCCCCUGGGUUGAUGGCGGUGAUGGUUCUUGUCUUGGAGGAGUCGCAGAAAAUGAUUUAUUAGGAAAAGCUGUGGAGCUCUUGGACAUGCAAACGUGGAGACCGUGAUCUCGAAGGUGGUCGUUAGACCGCAAAGCACAGUUGUAGGUAGAUGCUGUUUGAGGCACCUGGACAUAGUUUAGUGUUCGAGGGAAGUUAGAACUGGACACAUGCGAGCUGCAUAAACCUGGCAGAGUGGGUAAAGCCUUGGUCUUCACCAACAUCUUGGAAAAACUACAGACAGCUACAGAAGACGCUCUAGAAAUGACGCCUGCGGGUUCCUCUGGGGAGCCGAAGGAGAACAUCAGCACUGGAAUGGCCAUAGUUGGAAUCAUGAUACUAAUAAGAAGUGUUCGACUGACAUCAAAAUUUACAACCUCUUCAGAUAUUCCAGUAGAAUUUAUAAGAAAGAAAGUUAAACUACGUGGCCGAUUACACCGGAUAACUGAGUGUGGUCUGGAAAUUGAACAUAUUCCUAUUACGUUGCCUUUUAUAUCUUCAUGGAAAAAGGAGCCAUGUGGGCUUUUGUUGGUUAAGCUGGCUGGAGUAGAACUCACUGAAACUGGUAAGAUCUGGUUACAGAACGAGCUUAAACCUUCCCAGAUGGUGUGGUUCCAGCUUCUUGGAAAGGAAAAUGCGGUACUCUUCUGCUACCUGUUAGUGAACAAGGGUGGAUAUUUUAAUGUGAAUCUGAAUGAGGAAAUUUUGAGAAGAGGCUUGGGCAAAACUGUUCUAGUUGAAGGGCUAAAUUAUGACUCAAAAACCCACUGGGAAGUCCACAGAAACUUACUUACAGCUGAAUUGACAGCCUUAAAGAAAGGAGAAGGGAUAUGGAAGGAAGAAUCUGAAAAAGAAAGUUAUUUUGAAAAGCUCAAAGAUUCCUGGAGAGAAAGAUGGAAAAAGGACAAUUGUUUAAAAACAACCGGACCAGAUUUCAGCUUGACCAAAGAAAGUUAUUCUGACAGGUUUCGGAGGGCUUAUGGAAGCUGGAAGGACAACGUUGGCAACUUCUCUUUAGUUCUGAAACUCAGAGAACUUGUGAGCCGCUUACACUUUUGGAGAAAAGGAUGAAACAUCCUUCAGGUCUAGAGGUGAUCUCUGAAGAGUGAUAUGCAUCACUAUAUGACCACUUUUUGUUAAGUCAGAAUGGAAAUUCCUUCAGGUGACCAAAAUUCUAGUCUAGUUGUCCUUAAAUAUUAAAGACACUGUUAAUAUCAAAAUCAAUUUGAAAGAAUUAUGAUCAAUGUACUAUACUUUCAGGAAAAAUGACACACUAUAGAAAGUUACCUGGUAGGAAGAUAUAUAUAACUAAUGUUUUGCUUUUUCCUUCUCUCUCCCUGCCCCCUAGUGCUAGGGAUUGAACUCAGGGCCUCAUGCCCUCUGAACUACCUAGCACACCACUACUGAGCUACACUGAUAGCCCUGUAUUGUUAAUAUCUCAAGAGAAAAUUUAAGUGUUGACUGUCAAAUUAGUUAUUUUGGGCAGCCAGAUUUAAUAUUUAUUUUUCAAUUUCAUCAGCUUUAUAA
Messenger RNA from Onychomys torridus (southern grasshopper mouse), 1873 nucleotides. It is a transcript of the gene Miso1, whose product is annotated as chromosome 6 C3orf33 homolog. The record is from RefSeq and is a predicted model, not a curated record. The transcript has 5 exons. The coding region runs from base 611 to 1417 and encodes 268 amino acids. NCBI's taxonomy places the organism in Eukaryota, Metazoa, Chordata, Mammalia, Rodentia, Cricetidae.